This is a messenger RNA of Neopsephotus bourkii (Bourke's parrot), 3839 nucleotides long. It is a transcript of the gene CCDC82, whose product is annotated as coiled-coil domain containing 82. Lineage: Eukaryota; Metazoa; Chordata; Aves; Psittaciformes; Psittacidae. The record is from RefSeq and is a predicted model, not a curated record. Gene Ontology annotation, cellular component: nucleus. The transcript is spliced from 6 exons. Bases 22 to 1275 code for a protein of 417 amino acids.
GUGUGUUGUUACAGCCUUCCAAUGGAGAUAAAAAAAGUAGUCAGAAGGUAUGAAACAAGAAAUAAAACAGCAGCAAGAGAGCUGUCAUCACCCAAAUCCCGAGUUGAUUGGAGACGCACUAAGAGGGAGCUCAUACUACUUGACAGCAAUGAUGAAUCUUCUGGUACCUCUGAGGAGGAAGAGCCUAGUACAUCAGAAGAUGAAGUAGAUGACGAAGAUGAAACUGCUGCGAACAACAGCCUUUCAGGUCAUGAAGAGAAAAGCCACACUGGGGAAGUAGCAGACAGUAGUGAGGAUGAGGAGUGCAUUGUGCCUGGAAAGCGCAAAAGGUUAAACUCAUCAGUCUUGUAUGACAGUGAUGAAAGCGAGGACAGUGAUAUACUUGUUAGAAAAGUUGCCAAGCGCCACUGUAUAAGAGAUGAAGAUGAAAAUUCCAGAGAGCUACAACCUGAUAACACCUGCUCUACAGAAAAUGGUUCUACUAAUAAGAAACAGAAAGUGUUUGCAAAACUGAAACAACUUGCAAGACAAAGAACAACCUGGAGAUCCGGCAGAAGUGAAAAUUGUGAGGAUUCUAAUAGUGAUGCAGAAAUAGAGGAGGAGCCAUUCUUUCACUUGCCCCUCAUACCCACAGAAGGCAGUGAAACUGACUGCAACAGCUUGAAAGAUUUUAUAGUGGAGGAAGAAGAUGAUGAUGGCAAUGAUGACACGGAGCAUGUAAUGGGUGAAAACAAGCCACAAAACAAGGAACUGACUGGAUCAAAUAGUUUGCUGGCAAACUAUGUCCCAAACUUAUCUCGCUGUGAUCAUUAUGUACACUUCAAAAGAAUAGUAAAGGCUUUCCUCAUAAAUGCAAUUGAUGACACUUUUCUGAGCUCAUUAUAUGAUGGAACAAGACAUAAGAAGUAUGCACAGGAUAUGUUGCUUUCACUUCAUUAUUUGGAUGACCGCUUCAUUCAGCCUCGUCUUGAGAACUUAGUCUCUGGAAGUCGCUGGAAAGAUCGAUACAAGGAGCGUGUGGAUUGUUACCCGAAUGUUCGCAUAACCUUGAAAAGUCCAAAAUACAUGUCUUGUCAUGCCUGUGAAUUGAAUCGUUAUUGUAAGUUUAAUGUGCUGCUCUCUGGAAAGCUUUAUGAUAGCAGAACACUGGAAACAGAUGACUUCAUGUCAGAUGACAAACAGGCAUUUUGUUCCAGAUCUGGGGUUUGUUUUAAGAGGGAUGUAAAAAAUAUGCUGCUGAGCUUCUUGGAAGAAAGCACCUCCAUCAGUGUAUAAAUCUUGUCUGUGGCAUCACCAGUUGGACUAAGACCGUGCCUCAAAUCAACAUCACUGAUUCCUAUUUCAUUAGGAAACCAAUACUCGAUUUGGCUUGGCAGGGGCUGACACAGUGUUUGUGUAGUCUUUCUUCAGCUUUGAUAUUGCCCUCACUGAGUGUCAUGGUUUAAGGAAGUACUUUAUGGUUGUUUUUUUACCUGAAGGGUUUCUGCAAGACAGAGACUGAAACACCAUAACACCACAUUUACAUUUGUCUUCACCACAGGAAACAAAAAGAUUGCUUAGAAGAACCAUACAUAUAAAACUGCAGAUCCAGUUUUCCAGGACAGGCUGUAAAUGGUGGUUAUACAGCACGCAGUGCAAAGGGGGCUAUUACCCCUAUAGAGUGUCUCUAUAUAGAAGUACUCAAUAUUUCUGGUAGAAAAAAAUCUGUGGCUUUCCAAUGAUGGAAGAAGUCAGAAAUCUGACUGGUCCUUCAUACUUCCUUUUCCACACUAGAGAAUUUGAUGGAGUUAGGGGGUGAGAGAACAUAACGUUUGUUCUGCUAGGCCAUUUUUAAUUGUCUUUAGUGUUAAUUUUUGAAGUAGUAGUUCUAAUUAAGAUAAAGUACCUGUCUUAAUGGAACAAUGAAGAGAGCUCAGUAGGUGAUUAGGCUUGGCAGGGGUGAUUAAUGGUCAUACUUGGAAAUUACUUUUGUUCCUGCAAUGUUUCGAUAACCUGCUCUAGUUGAAGUUCUGUAACCGGAGACUACUGUUAAUGGUAAAGUUCACAUGAGGUAUUUACGCAGAGGAUCAGGGUUACUAACGUGAUAUACUCCUGGGAGAGAAGGCUCUUCUCGGUCUAUGUUCUGUAUCCAGUUCUUCUAGUAAAAUAGGAAAAGUUUUCACUGUGUCUAUCAGUUUGGGGAAAGAAAGUCUUUGUGGAUCAAUAGCAGAUAGCUGUUACUGACAGUGAAGUCAUUGCCUGUUUCCCAAAGCAGCGUUUCUAGCAGUUUGUCAGGCAAUUGCAGGCAAUUCCCAUGCUUACCUCCUCUAGUUUGCUUUUAUUUGGAUACAGGGAGACCUGUAUUUUUCUCCUUUUUUAAGUCUGAAUAAACAGAGUGGGUGUGUUAGAUAAACAUGUGUAAAUACAAUACCAGUCCAGUGCACACAAAACAGGCUUCAUAAAGUUGACUUUCUGAUUCUCCUUUGAGAAAGAAGGAGUACCAAUUCCUAAUCUCUGUUUAGAGGUUAUACAGAAAGAAUGUAAGAAAGUAUGAUUUACCAGCCAAGGGAAUAAUGUGAGAAAUAUGUGAAAUGGUAUUGAAAGAACCUGAUAAUAACCCCCCAGUGGCUCCACUGCCCUCAAUUUUGGUAUUUUUCUAGGUAAAAAGUGAUGGUAUGGGGUCAUUUAGGUUAUUUUUCCCUGUUUAUUAAAUAGGAUGUAGACACAGUUUCUUUAGAUUGCUCCAGGGAUUAUAUUCUUAAUUAAAAAACUCGUGUGGGUGUAUGUGUGUAAAACAAGCCAUUAGAUUACUUAUUUCACAGUUUAAACAGAGCAAUAAUUGCAUGCACCUUGUGCCCAAAACUUAAGGACAAGAAAGCUUACUCAGGUGUAGUCAGACAGUCAGGCUCUGCCUCAAGGUUAAACAGGUCACCAGGGGAGCUGCCUGGCAGGUGAGCCUGCCUGGCUGGGAAUACCCCAGGAAAUACACAUACGUGUAACUGCAGUUGCUCGAAAGGGCCAAGAACCUGUGCAGAAAGGCAUAUAAUGGAUGUGGCUGAAACUGUAAAGGUCCAGUUUCCAAAAUCCUCCAUAGGACUGAUUAAGUAUGUGCCGUUCUGGUGGAGCUGAUACAACUUGGAAACGAUUUGAAACACAGAUGAAGAGGUGUAUGUAUACCUCGGUUGGAGCACAUACUCAAGUUCUUAAGCAACGCUGGUUCAUCACAGUCUCUUUGUUUUGGGAAGUUAUUAGCACAACGGGAUGUCUAUGGUGAGAAUUCCCGGCUGUGAACCCAGCACAAGUGUGUUGCUGCUCUGGAAGGGGCUGCCGAUGAGGGGAACUCAGAUCUUCCACUGCAAUAGGGGAUUCACACAGAGAAAAUGCUCAAGCAUGACAGCUUGUGUGAGGGUGCAAUGUUAUGUAAGUGGUCACAAAUCAGUGAAGGAAAAAGUAAUUAAUUAUUCAGGACCUGUUACAUUAAUGUUUUAUCACGUGUAUUAGGAAGCCUACGAUGUGAAUUGCGAGUGUUGUUAAAAUAAUGUUAAGAACUGCGUUUAAGAAAACUGACAACAAGCCAAUCCAAACGUGACAGCGGUGUCCAGGGCUGGGGACAUUCACCAGGGUCUCCUGGGCAAAACCUGAAGAGCUGAAAGACGGAUUUGGGGCAUUUCCUCCUCGGGAACACCAGGGGCAGCAUUUGCUGCGUAUGGAGCCACCGCCGGGACUUGCAGCGCUGCCCUGCAACCAGCUGCCUCUCGCCUGAAAGGGCCGUAUCAAACCACACAGCAAAUGAGAUGCUGCUUGGCAGAAAGUGCAUCCUAAACCUCUGGAGUUAAAAUACAAACAUCUUCGUUUCGAAA